CUUAAUAUUAAUCUCAACAUGGAUAUAUACAACACAGGGCUGGAAUCUAUUGUGUGCAAUGUAACACUCCUGCAAAUGAAAGCAUCCAACAUUUGCAACGAAAGUUUGGCUGAAGGUGGAAUCUCAGAGGUCAACACACACUACAUUAUAGGCCUGGUCUUAUCCUGUCUCUAUACUAUUUUGCUGUUCCCUAUUGGCUUCAUAGGCAACAUAAUGAUCUUAGUUGUGAAUAUCAGUUUCCGGGAGAAGAUGACCAUUCCCGAUCUGUAUUUUAUCAAUUUGGCUGCUGCUGAUCUCAUCUUGGUCGCGGACUCCCUCAUUGAAGUAUUUAAUCUCAACGAGAAGUACUAUGACAUUACAAUACUUUGCACCUUUAUGUCGCUUUUCCUUCAGAUUAAUAUGUAUAGCAGCAUAUUCUUCCUAACCUGGAUGAGCUUUGACAGAUACAUUGCACUGACAAAAGUGAUGAAAUCUAACAUCUUCCGGACAAAGAUGCACGCUCGCCUGAGUUGUGGCCUGAUCUGGAUGGCUUCUAUAUCGGCCACACUGCUGCCAUUCACUGCUGUACAGGUGCAGCACACAGAGGACGUGCAUUUCUGCUUUGCCGAUGUGAAAGAAAUCCAAUGGCUAGAAAUUACUUUGGGGUUUAUCAUUCCCUUUGCCAUUAUCGGCCUGUGCUAUUCGUUAAUUUUCAGAGUGCUAAUAAGGGCUCACAAACAUAGAUGCAUGCGGCCUCGCCGGCAAAAGGCUCUCAGGAUGAUUGUAAUAGUUGUCCUGGUAUUUUUCAUUUGCUGGCUGCCAGAAAAUGUUUUCAUUAGCAUUAGCUUACUUCAGAGUGAGAAUGAGGAGCAGUCAAAUAAUCACUCCUUCAGGCACAAACACCCACUCACGGGUCACAUUGUAAACCUUGCAGCGUUCUCCAACAGCUGCUUGAACCCUCUCAUUUACAGCUUCUUAGGGGAGACGUUCAGAGACAAACUUCGGCUUUACAUCAAAGACAAAAAGAGCAUGGCGGCCUUCAACAGGUUUUGUCAGACCUCUGUGAAAUCGGUCAUUCCGGAAAGUACUGAUCACUCGGAGGGUAAAUACAUCACUGGCGUAUAAAUGACAUGUGACUUGCAGCUGGCUUGGCCAUUUCUGAAUGGUCUGAAGGCACUUUAUUUUCUAUUUUAAAGCACUAACUUUGAUUGUGAAUAAUUUCCUGCAUAAUUGGAUACUUCCAACAUGCUAAAUGAAGCACUGUGUGCUCAAAAUGGUUUAAAAUGAGCAAUAAAAUCAGAAUUAGUGUUGA
This is a messenger RNA of Xenopus laevis (African clawed frog), 1291 nucleotides long. It is a transcript of the gene gper1.L, whose product is annotated as G protein-coupled estrogen receptor 1 L homeolog. NCBI's taxonomy places the organism in Eukaryota, Metazoa, Chordata, Amphibia, Anura, Pipidae. The record is from RefSeq and is a predicted model, not a curated record. The transcript has a single exon. Bases 19 to 1104 code for a protein of 361 amino acids.